AUGGCUACUGCAACUUUAUCGACGCCUAUCAAAUCGCACAAGGGCCUCUUCUCUUCCCGUACCGCCGGCGGACGGAUCCCUCUCACACCCUCCCCUCGACAGUCGGGCAAUGGAGCAAAUUCGUCACCGUUUACUCCCGACAAGCAGACAAAGUCGACCUACGGGGGAAACCUGAUGGCACAUUUGGCUCGCUCCUCGUCCAAGAACCCUCAUCGGGAGUCUCCCAAGUCCAACAUUGCCCGCGCUGUUUCUACGCCUCGCAAAGCUCUUGAGCUUGGUGUUUCUAACUUCACUCUUACUGGAACCGGUCUCAAGACGCCCGGCAGUGCCAAGUCACGAAAAGCCCCUCUGCGACAAAAACCUAUCAAGGCGACUAUCAACUACGGCGGCGACCGCUUUAUUCCUAACAGGGGUGCCAGCUCAGCCAUUGCUAAUGCCGGUUCCAGCAAGCUGCCACGAGGUGACCGUCAGCGGCCAAAGGCCACCCAAGGUGACAGCUCUUCAGUCCUAUCCUCAGCAGCUGAUGAUGCGGCGGCUGCACUGGAGAGCCUGAGCAUUAAUGACGACGAGGCGGACAACUAUUCCCGUCCUUCUCCCAACACGGUUGCCUACCAGGACUCGCUGGCCAAUGCAUGUGGAGUCAAGCUCAACACUCGAAUUCUCGAGUUCAAGCCCGCGCCCCCAGAGUCAUCCAAGCCUAUUGACCUCCGUCAACAGUACAAUAGACCCCUCAAGGCGAAUGGAGCCAGCUCUGCUCAGCUACGCCGGCGCAUCGCUACUGCCCCUGACCGCGUUCUUGACGCUCCCGGCCUCAUUGAUGACUACUACCUAAACCUACUCGACUGGAGCUCUGGAAAUCAAGUUGCCAUCGGUCUUGAGCGCAGUGUUUACGUCUGGUCUGCUGAUGAGGGCAGUGUGAACUGCCUGUUGGAGAGCCCUGCAGAUACCUACGUCAGCAGUGUCAAGUGGUCUGAUGAUGGCGCGUACGUCGGUGUCGGGCUUGGAAGCGGCGAGGUUCAAAUUUGGGACGUAUCCGAGGGACAAAAGAUACGCAGCAUGUUUGGUCAUGGCACUCGCGUUGGCGUCAUGGGAUGGAGUAAGCAUCUGCUCUCUACCGGUGCCCGCAGUGGUUUGGUGUUCAAUCACGAUGUCCGCAUCGCCGAACACAAGGUGGCCGAGCUUGUCUCGCAUACUUCCGAAGUUUGUGGUCUGGAAUGGCGCUCAGACGGCGCUCAGCUUGCUACUGGCGGCAACGACAAUCUCGUCUCCAUCUGGGAUGCCCGCUCGUUGUCUGUUCCCAAGUUCACCAAGACGAAUCACAAGGCUGCGGUCAAGGCCCUUGCCUGGUGCCCGUGGAACAUGAACCUGCUGGCCACUGGUGGCGGCUCUUACGAUCGUCAAAUUCACUUCUGGAACUCGACGUCGGGUGCUCGGGUCAACAGCAUCGACACUGGCUCUCAGGUUACAUCUCUUCGAUGGAGCCCCCACUACCGAGAGAUUGUCAGCUCCAGUGGCUUCCCAGACAAUUCCCUCAGCAUAUGGAGCUACCCUGCUCUUGUUCGUAAUGUCGAGAUCCCUGCUCAUGAGAGCCGAGUUCUCCAUAGCUGCCUCAGUCCGGAUGGUCAGAUGCUGGCCACGGCGGCUGCGGAUGAGAGCUUGAAAUUCUGGAAGGUGUUUGAGAAGAGGGCCGGCACCGCCUCUGGCAUUGGCGGCUCCGGAACCUCUGGCAAGGCUGACAUGGUUAAGCACAUGACCAUUCGGUAG
Molecule: messenger RNA, 1764 nt
Organism: Metarhizium album ARSEF 1941
Lineage: Eukaryota; Fungi; Ascomycota; Sordariomycetes; Hypocreales; Clavicipitaceae
Product: WD-repeat containing protein slp1
Exons: 1
Coding region: 1-1764 (587 amino acids)
Biological process (GO): positive regulation of anaphase-promoting complex-dependent catabolic process; positive regulation of ubiquitin protein ligase activity; anaphase-promoting complex-dependent catabolic process
Cellular component (GO): anaphase-promoting complex
Molecular function (GO): ubiquitin ligase activator activity; anaphase-promoting complex binding; protein binding
Source: RefSeq, a predicted model, not a curated record